Sabethes cyaneus is the source of this 1888-nucleotide messenger RNA. RefSeq lists its product as uncharacterized. Lineage: Eukaryota; Metazoa; Arthropoda; Insecta; Diptera; Culicidae. The record is from RefSeq and is a predicted model, not a curated record. The coding region runs from base 215 to 1630 and encodes 471 amino acids. The transcript is spliced from 2 exons.
AUCAUACUACUAAACAGAUUCUUGUAAAGUGGCAGCAAAUUAAGAUUCCCCGAGGGAAAGCAGGUCAAAAUUCAUUUAGUGUCAAGAAACGGCAUGUAUAUUUGAAACUAAAUCCAGUGAAAUAAUUUGGUGAAUGUCUACUAAGACCGAUUGUGAUAACGUGUGAGAUCAAGCUUUGAUUCUAUAGCAUCCCGCGGGGACUCGAAGCUGCAAAAUGUUCGUGGCGAUUAAGUCCUCCUGUGUGAAUCCAAAAAACCUGUUUUGCUUUGUGUGCGGUAAGUAUACACCGUCACAUCACAAGCGCUCGAUUAUGACCAUACCCAUCAUGGAGGCGUACGAGGCAUUCUUCAGCAUCCGUACGCAAAGGGAAAAUUAUGUGCAUGGACCAGCUUCAGUUUGCAAUGACUGCAACCAGGCCUUGUUGCGACUGAAAAAUGGACAAUAUCCUCGUCCGCCGCUUCCCUUCUCUACGCCUAUGAUAUGGAAAGCACCAAGCAAUCAUACUAACGAUUGCUAUUUUUGCUUGACCAAGACGAUCGGCGAAGGGAAGAAAAAAUUUGCGCAAUAUCCAGACAGCAUCCCGUCCGCGAUGAAGCCCAUACCAUGUGAACUGGAAGUGGGGGUACCGAUGGGAGCUCAAACGAAUCUUCCGAUUACUACCAGUGCUACGGUUAGUCCUCCCACGCAGACGGUAAUCAAAAAAGCACUCAGCGCUCUUGAGUCGGUGGUGAAACUACCUGCCACAACAAACUGGUCGGUUAGUGUGAAAAAAGUUAAAUUAGAUAACGCACAACAGAAGCAAGAGAUACCAACAACGCCGUUGGUUUCACAAAAAAUCUCUAACGCCAAUAUGCCACAUUCUUUCACACCACCCGUACCCAUGAAACAGCAACAGCAUCAACUUAAGGUUAGACCGGAUAUCCAACUUAAGCAGUUUCACACACUACCGGAAAGGAUAAAAUUGCCACAGCAACCAGUGCAAAAGGCUCAAAUCAACACUGUCAACGAACGGCAACAACCAAUACGACAAACGCAACUUCAGCAGAUGAAUAUGCAACAGAUUACUACGGCAAGCAUUGCACAAAAAGAAGAUCGACCGCUGACUAAGCCAACUUUACCGGUAUAUCAGAACGAACCAAUCACGAUCGAAAUCGACGAUGACGAACCCGAAGAACGGAACAAACCAGUCGAACCAACCGUGAAAUCAGUCUUGCAAACAAGCGCCGUCCCAUGCCAACAGCAACAGCAACAGCAGCAGCACGGAACUCCAAGCUUUCGAGGCACGGCUACGCGAGUGCCAUCGACGCAGUCGUCCUCAUCAGUAUCGGCUAAUGGGGUGUCCAGUACGAGUACAAUUUCCCACAAACCGCAUCUGUUGACUCCUAGUGAUCUCGUGUCGUUAAUUCGCGAGCUCGAACUUCCUCGAGAUAAAGCUAGCCUGCUGAUCGAUCGCUUUCGACAAUGGAAUCUGUUGGAUAAUCAGUGCAUAAUGCAAUUCAACGAUAGUUCCGGUAAAAACGCUGAACACAGACGUCGUGCUCCGAAAAGUGGACUUCCACAAACGACAGCAUCGCCGUCAGCGGUGCAUUCAACAUGCCUCAACAAUCGAAAACGGCAAGGAAUGUGCUAAAACACGUUGGGUAAGGUAUUUUUAUACACGAUUAAGGCUGAGCGAAGCGCAAACUGAUUCCUAUAUCUAAAGUUAUACUAGACGUUUCUGCAAUGCGGAAAAGUAACGACUAUACUUACACUAAAAGGUGUGAUGAUCUGAUAGUAUUAUAUACUCGAUAUGUUUAAGUACAUUUCGGUUUUUUAAGUCGCGAUUGUUUCUAUAUUGUGCCAUUGAUUUCUACAAAGGCUCAAUAAGAUUUCGUACUGAAAUAAAUCA